AUGAAAAUCGUUCGUCGUGGUGUCACUGAGGUCAACAGCAUUUGUAACUACUAUCAACUGCCCAUCGACGAUAUCAAGUUGCAUAUUCAAUUGUUUAAGCAAUCGAAUGGAUAUCGACCGUUUCUGUUCAAUCAAACUGUGGAUUAUUGCGGCUAUAUGCGCAACAUGGAUUCGCAGCCAUUAUUUCACGCUUUUUACAAGACUUGGAUAACGACCACAAACUUCAAUCACAGUUGUCCGUUCAAUCACGCUAUUGUUGUUAAGAACUUGAAAUACAACGGUAAUCAUAUAAUGAAUAACUUGCCCAUGCCCAAUGGAGAAUACAUGGUGGCUAUCAAAACCUUUACCUCGCCUCGUUGGCGCAGUGAAUACAAAGUCUAUGUAACAAAAACUGAUUGA
This is a messenger RNA of Drosophila albomicans, 399 nucleotides long. RefSeq lists its product as uncharacterized. Lineage: Eukaryota; Metazoa; Arthropoda; Insecta; Diptera; Drosophilidae. The transcript has 2 exons. The record is from RefSeq and is a predicted model, not a curated record. Bases 1 to 399 code for a protein of 132 amino acids.